AUGAGUCUGGAUUCUUUGUUCCAGCACAUCAUAUUCUCCGAGCACCAGGCGGAGGAGAGUCGCCGCUUGAUGCGGGAAGUAAGGUCAGAAAUAAACAGAUGUCGUGAGAAAAUCCAGAGAGCAGCAGAGCAGCUGAAUGAAGAGAAAAUUCAGUUGGAAUCUAAGGUUCAGCAGUUUUCUGAAAAAGCCUUCUUCUUACAGCUUUUGAAAACGCAUGAAAAUGCCUUAGAAAGACAGUGCAAUGAAAUUACAAACCAAAGGAAUAUGCUUCUCCAAACCUUUGAGGCUACAAAGAGAAGAGUUACAGAGGAGGAAGAAAAAUUUAUUAAGGAAAUUACAGACUUCAAUAAUGAAUAUGAAUUAACAAAGAAACGAGAGCUCUUGAUGAAACAAAAUGUCAAGAUUCAAAUAUCUGACUUAGAAAACCAGGCAAACAUUCUUAAAAUGGAAAUGAAAUCAAUGGAACAUGAUAGUGACCUGUUAAAUGAACUUCAAAAACAAAAGAGUGAAUUAAUACAAGAAUUAUUUACUUUGCAGAGGAAGCUUAAAGGUUUUGAAGAUAAAAAAAAUGGAGCCAUUUGUACUACUAAAUACCUAGAGGCAGAAAAAAUAAAAAUCAGUGAAAAACCUCAAAAUGAUGCUGAAUGCUUAAGACUUAAAAAAGAAUUAGAACUUUAUAAGGAAGAUGACAUGCAAAGUGUUUAUGAUGCUCUCCAAUCAGAAAUAGAAUUUUUGGAGUUGACAUUGGCACAGAAAGAUCAUCAGGAAACAAAUAACUUGCAAAAAAUUUCAAGAUUUUACAUGAUUUUUAAAAAACCAACUCAGAUGUUUGGAAUUUGGAUUGCUGCACUUUUAUUCUUUGACAAAUCACCAGGGGAAGAAGUUUGCUAUGAAAGGGUGGGAUGCUUUAAAGAUGGUCUGCCAUGGACUGGGACCUUCUCAAGACAGUUUGCAGGGCUACCCUGGUCUCCAGAAAAGAUAAACACUCGCUUUCUGCUCUACACUAGACAGAAUCCCAAAGUCCAUCAGGAAGUCAGUGCAGUUAAUUAUUUAACUAUCCAAGCCUCACACUUCGCAACAGAGAAGAUCACACGUAUCAACAUACCUGGAUGGAAAUCAGACGGCAAAUGGCAGCAAGACAUGUGCAAUGUACUGCUAAAAGUAGAAGAUGUGAACUGCAUUAAUUUAGACUGGAUUAACGGUUCACUGCAAUAUAUCCACGCUGUAAACAAUCUCCGCGUUGUUGGUGCUGAGGUGGCUUAUUUUAUUGAUGUUCUUGUGAAAAAGUUUGGAUAUUCCGCUUCUAAAGUACACUUGAUUGGCCACAGCUUGGGAGCUCAUCUGGCUGGGGAAGCUGGGUCAAGGACGCCAGGCCUGGGAAGGAUAACUGGGUUGGACCCAGCAGGGCCGUGUUUCCAUGACACUCCAAAUGAAGUCAGGCUGGAUCCCUCAGACGCCAACUUCGUUGAUGUUAUCCAUACAAAUGCGGUGCGCCUCUUCUUUGAGCUUGGUGCUGGAACUAUUAAUGCUUGUGGUCACCUUGACUUUUACCCAAAUGGAGGGAAGCACAUGCCAGGAUGUGAAGAUUUAAUUACACCUUUAUUUAAAUUUGAUCUCAAUAUUUACAAGGAAGAAGUGUUUUCCUUCUUUGAUUGCAACCAUGCCCGAAGUCAUCGCUUUUAUGCUGAAAGCAUUCUCAAUCCUGAUGCAUUUAUUGCUUAUCCUUGUAGAUCCUACAAAUCUUUUAAAGCAGGAACUUGCUUCCAUUGUCCCAAGGAAGGUUGCCCAACAAUGGGUCAUUUUGCUGAUAGAUUUCACCUAAAAAAAAUGAAGCCUAAUAGAUUAUAUUAUUUUUUAAACACAGGGACUCUUGCGCCAUUUGCCCGUUGGAGGCACAAACUGUCUGUCAAACUUGAUGGCAACAGUGUCACUCAAGGAAGUAUAUUUCUCCGUGUAGGUGGAAUGACUGGGAAGACCAGGGAGUUUGAGUUUGUCAGUGGAACACUGAAGCCAGGCAUGACUUAUACAGAUUUAAUUGAUGCAGACAUUAAUGUUGGAAACAUUACAAGCAUUGAGUUCAUUUGGAAGGAGUAUUCAUUUGAACAUUCUCAGAGUAAGCUGGGAGCAGAAAUGGUGAUAGAUAUAUCUGGAAAAUAUGGAUAUAAGUCUGCUUUCUGUAGCCAAAACAUCGUAGGACCUAAUAUUGCCCAGAUCCUGAAACCAUGCUAA
This is a messenger RNA of Rangifer tarandus platyrhynchus (Svalbard reindeer), 2229 nucleotides long. The record is from the annotation of a GenBank genome assembly. Lineage: Eukaryota; Metazoa; Chordata; Mammalia; Artiodactyla; Cervidae.